AUGAAGAAUGUUGAAGCUCUCUCAGUCACUGAUUCAUCUGGUCGUCAAGUCAGCCUGCUGAAUAAUGAAGCAACUACUACUCCUGAUCACCACCACCACCACCAACAACAACACCACCUACAAAAAAGAGGAACGCCGACACCACCACACGUCGUGCAACAACACCAUGUUACAGGUCCUUCACCACCCAUUGCCAACACGCAUCAGCCUGUAAUGUACAAUCAAGCUCUACCAGCAACUCCCAUCCCAACCUCUUCGACUACGCAAUGGACGUCGUAUCGUCAACAACGAUCAGCAGCAAGUGGUAGCAACGACACCACCACUACAAGUCGACGCAAGUAUCACUGCACCGAGCCUGGUUGUAACAAGAGCUUUACUACAAGUGGACAUUUGGCACGGCAUAAUCGUAUUCAUACCGGGGAAAAGAACUUUCCAUGCCUAUUCCCAGGUUGUCAAUCACGAUUCUCUCGUCAAGACAACAUGAUGCAACAUUAUCGUACUCACAUGUCACCCAAAUCACGACGAUCUCAUAAACGAAGCAAUGCUGGCCUUGCUACCAAUGUGAUGGAUGAGGAUGCUGCCAAUCGACGUCCUAGAUUACAUGCACAUCAUCGUAUCCGAUCCGAUCCUUUUGGUGUAGAACGACCUUUAACCAUUGAUCAACAUCUCAACAACUAUCGUCUAUCACGUCGUUCAUCACCACCACCGCAACCAUCAUUAUCCACUGCUUCUCCAGAUCACUCCAUGGGUCGUUCACAAUCACCUUCAUCCCCUGCAGCAGCUGCAGGCCAGCAUCAGCAGCAUCAGCAGCAGCAUGAUUUGUCGGCAUUAUCAGCAUCAUUGCAGCAGCAAUCGCUGUCAGAUCAUCCCCAUUCACAAUUACCAAAUUCAAAAUUACAUCCGUUGUCAUCGAUACCAUCUCCACAGCAACAGCAACAGCAACAACAACCGAUAACUAAAAUGAAUCAUCAUCAUCAUCAUCAUACAACCACUGCUACGUUUUAUCAACAUCGUCCUUUGACAUUUUCAUUGGAGGAAGCAACCAAUACAAAUCAGGUACCUGCUCCCACUACACUCCUUGGACCAUCAAUUAAUGAACAGCCCAUGGGGAUGGCUUUGCAACAACAACAAAGAGAUAGUAGGACUCCUUCUCCUUCAACGCAGCAGCAUCAAAACAACCAGCCUUCCACAUCACCAUCUUCGUCACCAUCUUCUUCUUCUUCUUCGGAUGGCUUAUUGCAAUUAGCCCAUGUCGUGAGCACCUUUGGAUAG
Lichtheimia ornata is the source of this 1272-nucleotide messenger RNA. RefSeq lists its product as uncharacterized. Lineage: Eukaryota; Fungi; Mucoromycota; Mucoromycetes; Mucorales; Lichtheimiaceae. Gene Ontology annotation, biological process: regulation of transcription by RNA polymerase II. Gene Ontology annotation, cellular component: PcG protein complex; transcription regulator complex. Bases 1 to 1272 code for a protein of 423 amino acids. Gene Ontology annotation, molecular function: RNA polymerase II cis-regulatory region sequence-specific DNA binding; DNA-binding transcription factor activity, RNA polymerase II-specific. The transcript has 2 exons. The record is from RefSeq and is a predicted model, not a curated record.